AUGGUUGUUCCCGCCGUCCCUGAAAUCGUCGAAACAGAAAUUCAUGAAUCUGUCGCGGCCCGUACAGAAUCACUUCCAGUUCUUCGCGAACUCGGUCCUCCAGAUCUGGUCCAUUUGAUCAAGUCACAGCCAAAAACAGGGUUGAAAGAGAUUGGAACCUACCACCACGUCACCGGAGUCGAUGCAUCUUCAUCUGCGUCCCUAGCGGCAUACAUCAACACCCUCACUUACCUUAUCGGUGAGAACCAAAGCUGGUUCGGGAAGCCGCAAUCAUGGCGGAUUACCACAGGCAUCUACUGCUGCUAUAAUGCCUUCUCGCGUGUCGAUAUGCGUGUUGAAGUUAAAAUACCCGGGAGUGUGGAAGCAUAUGCUGUCGACGAGCGUGGUGAGAAGCGUGCGGCCUCAGAGAUGCUCUGGCUUGAGACAUACCUGUGUGGAGUGCUUCGUGCGUUCAGCUAUGCAGAUGAUCAGCAGAACCGGAUUGUUGGGUGUAGGAGAUUUAACCCUAUCACCAAUACCGAAUCUGAACACAAAUUCCUCGAUGCUGCCGAGAAGCUUUUCUUCCGAGGCUGGCAACUUGGAUCAGAUCCUGAGAUACAAGUUCCGAAUGUCGUUUCGAAUUACCUGACCUCCGGCCUCCUGAGUUAUAUCCAUACCACCGGUCGUUUCGCCUCUGGUGUCAAUCUAUUCGAAAAGCUUCGUUCCAAAGAUCCUGAAGUUGGUUCAUUACUUGCUAAGGUCCUAAUCGAUGCGGACGAGGAAGUUAAAGCUGUAUCUCUCCUCUACGACACAAUCAAAAUUCUUCCUCUCGACAGUGGAUUACUAGACGUUCAAGCACAAUUUUGCAUGUCCAAGGGUCGUUAUGACCUGGCUCUUGAAUGUGCGAAACGAGCUGUUAAUUCAGCCCCAAGUGAAUUCACCACUUGGGAAAGAUUAGCACAGGUCUACUUGAAGCUGGAGCAAUACGAACUUGCUCUGUUAACCCUGAACAGUUGUCCAAUGUUCACAUAUCAGGAUCGAGAUAUUCCCAAAAUGCCCCCACCUGCAAAAAUGCAUCUCCCAGUGCUCCCCGAGGCAGUACUCGAAGAAAUGAGUGAUGAGAACCAUGAUCCGAAACAAGAUAAUGUAGAUCCAACUCUACUGAAACUUCCUGCAGGAAGUCUCAAAGGAACGUUUGCAAAAGCAUACAAGAUUCUUACUGAAAUUUCAAGUCAGAUUGGGUGGGACCAACUGCUGAAAUGCAGAAGUAGUGUAUUUGUUAUGGAGGAGGAGUACCGACAUGAAAAGAGUGCAAGUGUCACUACAAUCAAAGGAAGCGUCAAGGAAAACGGGAAAACGGACACCAGUGAGAGCGAAUCUGAAGGAGAAGGGUCAGAUGAGGCGAAACCAGCAACUAAUGGCGACACCAAGCCAGAGGAAGAUUCACCCAAGGAAAAUGGUGACAAGACUCCCGAAGAGGCUGAUUCGACUGAUCCAGUGGCAGCUAUUGAAAAGCCCGAACACACAGUCAUGCCGGAAGAGGUCAAGGCUGGAAACGAAGAAACUCACGCUCCUGUAGAUGGAAACAAUCCAGUUACCCCACCAGCACAGAAAUAUACCCAUUUCCAAAACAAGCGCUUGUGUGAGCGUUGGCUUGACAAUCUCUUCAUGGUACUCUAUGAGGACUUGCGCAUAUACACUAUCUGGCGGUCCGACCUAGUGCGCAGCACUCAACAGCAACGGCCGUAUCGCAAGAGUGCUACCGAAUGGGAGAUACUGGGAGAGUUAGCCCACAGACUGCACCAUCCUGAGGAAGCUGAAGAGGCGUUUUUGAACUGUUUAGGGGUUCGAUUUAGCCCGCGAUCCUUGAGAGGGUUAUUAGCUGCACAGGAGAAAAGGAAAGAUCACAGAGGAGGAUUAGAUAGUGUCAUUAGACUUGUUGCCUGGGAGUACAGGUGGUAUUCCGAGUUCUCGCCAUCAAUUCUACACUCUAUCCGAAAACUCAUUGCUGAAGAUGGAGCAGUGAAAGUUCGGAGUAUAGUGCAAGCAACUAGCUUCCCGCAGAGCGUAUUGGACUUGACGCACCACUAUGCACAACUUUGUGCUGCGUUCCGAAGCUCCGGGAGCGACGGUUAG
Messenger RNA from Morchella importuna, 2115 nucleotides. RefSeq lists its product as uncharacterized. Lineage: Eukaryota; Fungi; Ascomycota; Pezizomycetes; Pezizales; Morchellaceae. Gene Ontology annotation, molecular function: protein binding. Gene Ontology annotation, biological process: Golgi to plasma membrane transport. The record is from RefSeq and is a predicted model, not a curated record. Gene Ontology annotation, cellular component: exomer complex. The transcript has 6 exons. The coding region runs from base 1 to 2115 and encodes 704 amino acids.